AUGGACCAAAUGAAGAAAGUCAUGGAGGAGAUGAAGGAGAACAUGAGGAGAACGAAUCCUAUAGAGGAUUUGGUCCACAGGACUGACUCUCCUUUUACGGCUUCCAUCAAUGGCCACCCUCUACCAUCAAAGUUCAAACUACCUUCCCUGGACUCGUAUGAUGGGACGCGUGACCCCUUUGAUUACAUUGCAACAUUCAAGACAACAAUGCACCUUCAAGGGGUCCCUGAUGAAAUCAUGUGUCGAGCCUUCCCUACUACCCUUAAAGGCCCGGCACGAGUUUGGUUCAGUAAAAUCCCCCCAAGUUCCGUAAGUUCUUUCGAAGAGUUAAGCAAAUUGUUUGUUAACCAUUUCAUCGGGGGACAGAGGCACAAGCGCUCUUCGUCCAGCUUACUGACCAUAGAACAAGGGGAGAACGAAAGCCUGCGGUCAUUCAUCACUCGCUUCAACAGAGUAGCCCUUAGUGUGGACGAGGUGGACGACAAGCUUCUACUAGCAGCCUUCCACAACGGGAUUAAUUCGGAUUUAUUUAUCCACAAGCUAUAUGAGAAGGAGCCUCAAACCAUGGCCGAGCUCGUGCUCAUGCAAAUUAAAGACGAUCCUUCUUUAAAAUGGCCAGAGAAGAUGAAAGGGGAUCCCAACAAGCGCAAUAAGAACAAAUAUUGUCGCUUUCACAGGGACCAUGGGCAUGACACGGAUGAGUGUUAUGACCUAAAACAGCAAAUUGAGAACCUUAUCAGGCAAGGAAAGUUGAAGCACUUUGUUGGAAGGGAUCGUACAGAUGAGAAGCUGAAAGGCAAAAUAGAGGAAUCAUCCCGGCCCCCACUAGGAGAGAUAAGGAUUAUCGUUGGAGGGAACCCGAUGGGGCAAUCUUCCAAGUCGAAGAAGACGUAUCUCAAAGCGGUACAAAAUGUCCAGCUCUCUGGACGAACACCAAGGACGAGAUCAAUGGACGAGCCAACCAUUUCCUUCACCGAUGAAGAUGCUGAGAGGAUCCAUCACCCGCAUGACGAUGCGAUCGUCAUUACACUGCUCAUUGCAGAUUAUACAACCAGAAGGGUGUUAGUUGACAAUGGAAGUUUAGUAGACAUAUUGUACUACCCCGCCUUCCAACAGAUGAGGCUUGGACGAGAUCAACUUCGUCCAGUAUGCUCGCCGCUGAUAGGAUUUGGAGGAAUGAAGGUGCAGCCCGUGGGUACCAUUACAUUACCAGUUGUGGUAGGGUCAUACCCGCAACAGAUAACCAAGGAAGUCAAUUUCCUCGUGGUAGACUGUACUUCUUCAUACAAUGCCAUCAUUGGAAGACCCACUCUUAAUAGUUGGAAGGCGAUAACCUCGACCUACCAUCUAUCAGUCAAAUUCCCUACGGAGUACGGGAUAGGACAAGCACAAGGAGAUCAGUUGGCAGCUAGAGAAUGCUACUUAGCCAUGAUGGCUUUGGACGAACAGGUGCAGACAAUGAGCAUUGAGGAAAGAAGAGUUAUUGCAAAGCCCACGGAAGUGUUGGAAAAUGUUCUUUUGCAAGAAGAUGAUCCUGAGAAAUUUACCAGAAUUGGAACAGGUAUGAAGGAGAAGGCAAGAGAAGACCUCAUCCAAUUCCUGAGAAAAAGUAUCGACAUAUUUGCAUGGAGUCAUGACGACAUGCCAGGAAUCGACCCAAGUGUGAUCACUCAUCGAUUGAAUGUGUACCCCUUUUUUAAGCCUAUCCGUCAGAAGAAGAGGGUAUUCGCUCCCGAGAGGGACAAGGCAAUCAAGGAAGAGGUUCAAAAACUGACCACGGCAAAGUUCAUUAAGGAAGUCUAUUACCCGGAUUGGUUAGCCAAUGUGGUGAUGUUGCUGAGCUUCAUGGAUGCCUUCUCAGGAUAUAAUCAGAUCAAGAUGGAUGAAGCCGAUCAGGAAAAAACUUCCUUCAUUACCAGCCAAGACUUGUUUUGCUACAAAGUGAUGUCCUUCGGCUUGAAGAACGCAGGGGCAACUUAUCAAAGGUUAGUGAAUCAUAUGUUUCGUCCACAAAUAGGACGGAAUGUGGAGGUUUAUGUCGACGACAUGCUUGUGAAGAGCAUAGACAAGGGAAGCCAUCUAGACGACCUACAGGAAACCUUUGAAACACUUCGGCAAUAUAAGAUGAAGUUGAACCCAAGCAAGUGUGCAUUCGGAGUAUCGUCGGGAAAGUUUCUGGGGUUCAUGGUCUCGCAAAGAGGAAUUGAGGCAAAUCCGGACAAGAUCCAGGCUAUAUUGAACAUGGAGCCACCGAAGAAUAUCAAGGAAGUCCAAUCCCUCACAGGACGAGUUGCCGCUUUGAACAGGUUUGUUUCGAAAGCCACAGAUAAGUGUUUACCUUUCUUUAAAGUCCUCAGGAAGGCAUUUGAGUGGACGGACGAAUGCCAAAGGGCCUUCCAAGACCUGAAGGACUAUCUCACAACGGCCCCAUUAUUAAGCCCAUCCGUGCAAGGAGAAGAACUGUACUUAUACUUAGCGGUGUCCCCACACGCCGUAAGUUCAGCUUCAAUCAGAGAAGAGGGGAAAAUACAAAAACCGGUGUACUACACUAGCCGGGCACUCAGAGGAGCAGAGGGAAGAUAUCCGCUCAUGGAGAAAUUGGCUUUUGCACUGAUAACGGCUUCUAGGAAGUUAAGACAUUACUUCCAAGUUCAUGUCAUCAAUGUCAUGACAGACCAUCCGCUUAAGAAGGCAAUGAACAAGCUGGAAGCCGCAGGACGACUGAUUCAGUGGGCAGUUGAACUUAGUGAAUUCGACAUUCGGUACCAACCGAGAAAUGCAAUAAAGGCUCAAGCCCUAGCAGAUUUCAUCGCAGAGUUCACUCCAAGUUACGAAGACCUGGGGGAAGGAGAAUACAACAACAAAUGGGUCGUCCAUGUAGAUGGAUCAUCUACAUUAUAUGCUGGAGGAAUAGGAGUUGUUUUGCAGUUGCCAGAAGGGGACAAAUUGAAAUACAAGGCCCGUCUGCAAUACCAGACUACUAACAAUGAAGUGGAGUAUGAAGCCCUUUUAAAGGGGUUGGAACUGGCCAAAUCUAUAGAAGCAGACUCAAUACUUGUCCUGGGAGACUCUCAACUGGUCAUAGGCCAAGUCAAUGGAACAUGUGAAGCCAAGGAAGACAAAAUGAAGAAAUAUCUAAGGAAGGUAGUACGCCUUGUGAAGAAAUUCAAAAAAGCAGAUUUUGUUCAAAUCCCAAGGAAAGAGAAUGUGGAGGCAGAUACUCUGGCAAAGGAAGCAUCUGCGAAUGAGGCGUUGGACGAUAUGGAUGAUGUACACUACAUGCCAAGUAUAGACCUUCCAGAACUGAUGCAGAUAGAGGGAGAAGGAAAUUGGAUGACCCCAAUAGUGUCCUACUUAAAGGACGGAAGGCUUCCAGAAGAGAAGGACGAAGCUAGGAAGCUCAGGGUCAAGUCAGCCAGGUAUGUGCUUAUAGACGAGGUGUUAUACAAGAGAGGUUUUUUCCAGCCUCUCUUAAGAUGUUUGGCUCCGGACGAAGCAAAUUACAUGUUGAGGGAGGUUCACGAAGGAGCAUGCGGGAACCAUUCGGGAGCCAGAUCACUCGUCCAUAAAGUCAUCCGUAGCGGAUUCUAUUGGCCAACCAUCCAAGCUGAUGCUAAAGCAUAUGUCAAAGUAUGUGAUCAAUGUCAACGCUUCAGCAACAUUCCCAGACAACCAGCAGAAUAUCUCACGCCAAUGAUGGCCCCUUGGCCUUUCGCGCAAUGGGGACUAGACAUUUUGGGGCCCUUUCCGACUGGAACUCGGCAAAUGAAGUUUCUGGUGGUGGGAAUAGACUACUUCACAAAAUGGGUGAAAGCUGAACCCUUAGCCAAAAUUACGCAGCAGAAUGUCAAGAACUUCGUCUGGAAGAACAUUGUAUGCAGAUUCGGAGUACCUAGAGUACUAGUGUCUGACAAUGGACGACAGUUUGACAACACACCUUUCAGGGAAUUUUGUGAACAGCUAGGAAUGAAGAACCACUACUCCUUACCCUCCCACCCACAGGCCAAUGGCCAGGCAGAAGUAGCGAACCGAUCCUUGCUGAAGAUCAUCAAGACUCGGCUCGAAGGGGUAAAGGGAAUAUGGCCGGAUGAAUUACCAGGUGUUUUAUGGGCUUAUAGAACGACAGCGAGAACUCCAACAGGAGAAACUCCUUUUAAACUAGCCUACGGAAGCGAGGCAGUUAUACCAGCAGAAGUACACAUGACGAGCCACAGGGUGAGGAAGUAUCAAACUGAAGAAAACAAGGAACAGCUCCGUCUUAACCUUGACCUUAUGGACGAGGUCAGGAUGGAUGCAGAACAGAGGACAGCAAGAUUGAUCCGCAAAAAGAAAGCAAGCAUGGACGAAUGA
This is a messenger RNA of Quercus lobata, 4350 nucleotides long. RefSeq lists its product as uncharacterized. The coding region runs from base 1 to 4350 and encodes 1449 amino acids. NCBI's taxonomy places the organism in Eukaryota, Viridiplantae, Streptophyta, Magnoliopsida, Fagales, Fagaceae. The transcript is spliced from 4 exons. Gene Ontology annotation, biological process: DNA integration. Gene Ontology annotation, molecular function: nucleic acid binding; RNA-DNA hybrid ribonuclease activity. The record is from RefSeq and is a predicted model, not a curated record.